Messenger RNA from Paramecium pentaurelia, 1299 nucleotides. The record is from the annotation of a GenBank genome assembly. NCBI's taxonomy places the organism in Eukaryota, Ciliophora, Oligohymenophorea, Peniculida, Parameciidae.
GAUGCAAUUUUUGGUAAAAUCUUCAGGAAGAGUGGGAUACUUCGGAUUUGCUACAGCAGCUGCUACUCAUAAGGAUAUAGCUGGAAAGAAUUUCUUAAAAUUUUAAAGCAAAUAUGCAGAAUAUGUCACUCAAUUCAAUCAAAAGCUGUAAGAGCAUUAUCUUUAAUCAUGUAGUGAAGCUAUUGAGAAAGAUAAUAAGGCACCAAAUGUUGCACCUCAAGGUAAAGCAUUCGAGCAUCCAUAUAAUAAUCCACAUAAUCCAGUUAACUUCAGUGGUGUAAGUGUUAAAUAUUAUAUCAUAGAUUAAAUCAUCUGAAUUGUUUUACAACUUCAUUGGACCAGAAUAAGUUUCACCACAUUAUGAAAAUUUCCUUGUUGCAAGAAAAUAUCUUCUUUUAACUUAUGGAGGAUUGAUUGUUAUUGGAUUUGCAGCAGGCACAACAAAUCUUCAUUGGAUUGCUAAAUCAUCAUUCUUACCAUUCUUAUUCUGGAUGCAAAUUAUGUAUUUCUACUUGGAAGGUCGUAAAUCAUUUAUGAAACCAUUACUUGCUAGAUUUUACAGAAGAGUAGCUGGAAAUGAAUGUUUCUAAUUAGAUCAAUAUUAUCAUGAAAAUAUGUAACUUAAAAUUCGCACACUACUUGAAGCAGCUAAAGGAUAGAUUGAAUAUGGAUAAUUACAUAAAGAAUUCAGAGAUGUUAAAGCAGAAUUAAUUAAUACUGUAUUUAUUAAUAAAUUAUAUUCUUUAGUUUCUUAUGAAUGAAUAAUUAAAUCUAUAGAGACAUGUUGUUGAAAGAUCAUAAAACAUUCUUAAAUAAGUUUAAUAAUCAGAAUAAGUAAUUAUAAGAUUAUAUUAAAUUAGAUUAAUUAAAAUAGAUUAUUAUAAGAAAUUAUUGAAGCUGCUUAAAAAUCCUUAGAAACUAAUUUGAAGAAUAAUCUUCCAGAAAUUUAAAAGGCAUUAUUCAAAUCUGCUCUAAAAGGUUUAGCAUAAGGAAAAAUGACUUAUGAAAAUGAUCCUUUAAUUGAGAUGAUACUUAAAACAAUUAAAGAACAUGUUAGUAAAAUAUAAAAUCUAUCUCCUGCUGAGUAAAAUUUUGAUUAAGACUUUCUAGAUAGAAGAAAUUGAUUUCACUAAGUAAAGAUUAAUUAGCAGCUAUCUAAGCAAAUGAUAAAAAGUAAUUAUUAUUAAUAAUAAUAAAACAGAGCUAAGGAAGAUUUCUUAAGAGCUGAACCUAAGAUUGAUUAAACCUUAAAAAACUAUGAAAAUGUGAAGAGAUAAAUUGCUUCAUGGGGAUAAUGAA